This is a messenger RNA of Diaporthe amygdali, 1776 nucleotides long. RefSeq lists its product as uncharacterized. The record is from RefSeq and is a predicted model, not a curated record. NCBI's taxonomy places the organism in Eukaryota, Fungi, Ascomycota, Sordariomycetes, Diaporthales, Diaporthaceae. The coding region runs from base 1 to 1776 and encodes 591 amino acids. The transcript has a single exon.
AUGCAGGGGUCACAAGACGCUCGAGUUCCUCCAAUCCUCCGACUUCUCCCCGCUGUACGGCAUCGUAUUUACCCCCACAUUCAUCCUGCACUGGGGGGCUUGCGCUUUCAAUUCCGCCUCGACAGGCGGAGCAAACGGGAACUCAUGAGGUUCCACUCACUGCUCCUAUCAUGUCACACAAUCUAUGAGGAGAUUGCCGAAGUGCUUUAUUCUACCAACGUCUUCGAGAUAUCGUACAAGAGUGCAGGGUCUCUCCGUCGAGUGCGAAACCUGAAGGAUGCAUCUCUCUCGUCUCUAAGGGAGCUUAAAGUUGUGCUCAAUGAAGCAUCCUGCCAUCAUGAAGAAUGCUUCGACUGCUGCGAGGAUGUGAUGGACGCUUGGUCAAAUGGCGCCUCGUAUAUAUUACGCUCGGAGCGCCACGCGGACUUGCAUGGCGAGGCACUGCGGCCCUUGGACGACUCAGCAGCCUCUGUGUUUGCCGAGUGGAGGCUCACCGCUGCUUAUAUUUGGUCUCGAAUUACGCCGGAGCGUCUGAGUAUUUCACUUGUAUGCGACUUCGACCCUGAACAUGAGAACACGCCUUCAGCAGCGAGACUAGCUGUGGCGCCACUUAUCAAUCUAUCACCGUUGAAAGGCUGCUAUGUCAGACUCGGUAGAACACCGCAUCCUGAGCUGAAGAAGAUUGCUCGAGAAACGGUCCUCAGAGCUUUGGGGAUAGUCGACCGCGAAGAGUUGGCAUUGACUCCAAACACCAUGGCUGUUGGAGCGGAUUCGAAAUUCAUGAGUCUUCCCCGGGAAAUACGCUUUCGCAUUCUCGAAUACACUGACCUCAUAACACCUUGGAGGGAGGUCAGAUGGACCAGACAGCGCAGGGGAUAUAUCCCCACACUUACAAACUGCAUUGUUGGUGAUUGCCCGCCGCAGUUGCACAGUGGAUGUCAAUUCCGAAAAUGCCGGAUUGGCAUCGGACCACCAAAAUUUGUUGACCCCCGGCAACGGGUCGGAUGUUUCUGUCGUGUUCGCCACGCGGCUUUCUCGUUCAACUGUCAAUGCUGGAGUCCACCGACUGACCUUUUCCUCGUCUGUCGCACGCUGUACAGAGAUGCACAAGCGGUCUUCUUCACUGGUAAUCGAUUCGUUGUCCAUGACUACAAAUCGGAGACUCCUUACCACACGCCUGGUAUGCCACUAUAUCCGUAUGAUCGUUUUGCCAUCAGCGAUUUUCUGAGGAGAGUCGUAUCUGUUGACUGCCUACACCUGAUACGCUCCCUGGAAAUGACUUUCCCACCGUACAACCAGGAGUGGCCACUAGAAGGCUGUCCGGCAUUACGCGACUGGGUGGAGACCGUUCGCUUCAUCAAGGAGAAUAUGAACCUAGAAGGCCUGACUAUACGUCUGACCAUGUACGGUGCACCCAUAAUAGACUAUGCCGGGGCUCGUGAGGACAUGACAAGUCCCGAGGCACGAGAGGUCCUGCAGGCAUACGCCCGCAUCCUGGGCCCAAUGACCGGGUUGGGUGAUGAGGGCUUGAAGAGAUUUUAUGCCGAGAUCGUACUGCCUGAGCAGUGGACCUCAUGGUUCCGGGACAAGGACUCCACCGUCGAGCAUUUCACGGUCCGCAUCACUAAAGAAGAGCGACAAUUGAAAGAACGGGCUGAGCAGUUGGUAAUGGGCAGUCGAUAUGCUAAGCAGCCUGAAGAUGCGUGCUACUGGGACGGGGUCUCCCGUGAGCCAAUUGAUAGUGCUUGGCGUCGUAAAUUUGUCAUUAGAUAUUGA